AUGUCAAGUUAUAAAGAAAUUGAAGAUACAAUUAAAACAUUACCUGAAUUUUAUAAACUUGAAUCUAAGACUUUUCUUUCUUUAAAAAAAUUAAUCAUACCCAAUAUCAGAAAGAAUAAGUUUAAUCCACCAAGAGCACAAAAUUGUUUUAUGAUUUUUCGAAAAGAUUUUACUGCUUAUUAUAAUUCUUUAAAUCAAAAAGGAGACAUAGACAAAGUUUCAAUUUUAGCUA
Molecule: messenger RNA, 232 nt
Organism: Racocetra persica
Lineage: Eukaryota; Fungi; Glomeromycota; Glomeromycetes; Diversisporales; Gigasporaceae
Source: the annotation of a GenBank genome assembly